AUGUCACUGUCCAGUGAAGUCAUCCAAAACCUCAAAAAGUCCGUCGACGCAGCCUGCGCCGACCCCAAAACCUCAAUCCCAGGAACCAGCGUCGUAGUCGUAGGAAAAGAUGGAAAAGAACUCUUUGCGCAUGCCGCUGGGAAAAGAGGUGUUGCAAGCAGCGAGAACAUGACGCUUGACAGCGUAUUUUGGAUCGCAUCUUGCACCAAAAUGAUCGCUGGGCUUGCUUGCAUGCAGCUUGUUGAGCAAGGAAAGCUGCAUCUGGAUGAUGGAGAGGAGAUGGAGCAGUUGGUUCCCGAGUUGAAGGAGAUAAAGGUACUGCAGAAGAAUGGCAGUUUGGUUGAGAAGAAGAGGAAGAUCACGCUGAGGAUGCUUUUGUCACAUACUGCUGGCUUUGGAUACUCUUUCUUCAACGAAGCUCUGCGCGACUUUUCAGGUGGCUUUGACGAGUUCUCUGGGGAUGUCAAAGACAUCCGUCAGCCAUUAACCUUUCAACCUGGAGAGGGAUGGCAAUACGGGGUGAACAUCGACUUUGCCGGUCUGGCUCUCGAGCGUAAGACCGGCAUGUCUCUCAACGAUUACUGCCACAAGAACAUUUUCGAGCCGCUAGGAUUAAAGAACAUUACCAUGUUUCCUACCGAAGAUAUGAAGAAGCGGUUAGCUCAUAUGCACCAGCGAAACCAAAAUGGCACAUUGGUCGAACGCAACCAUCUCAUGCUCAAGGUCUUGGGAGCUAAGAGCGAUGAAAUCGAUGACAUACUGAACAGCGGAGGUGCAGGUGCUUUCGCAAUACCAUCAGACUAUGCGCAAAUCAUCGCAACCCUUCUCAACGACGGCAAAUCGCCCAAAACUGGCGCCCAGCUGCUUAAAACAGAGACAGUAGACCUCAUGUUCACGAACCAGAUCUCACAAUUCCCCGACUUCGGACGCCAGGGAAUUCCUGCCGCCAAACCCGAUCUCACAAACCCUAUCUCCGACGUAUAUCCAGUAGAAGGUAAUCCACCUCAAGGGUGGGGUCUGACAUUCAUGCUAUCCAAUGGAGGUCCGACUGGCCGGUCCAAGAGUACUGGGUUCUGGGCCGGCCUACCAAAUUGCUGGUGGUGGUGUGACAGAGAGAAGGGAGUCGGCGGAAUCGUAUGCUGUCAGAUCCUGCCGUUUGGCGAUCCUAAGGUGCUUGGGUUGUGGUUCGACGUUGAGACGCAGAUCUACAAAGCCUUGGGAGCUUGA
Alternaria atra is the source of this 1227-nucleotide messenger RNA. RefSeq lists its product as uncharacterized. Lineage: Eukaryota; Fungi; Ascomycota; Dothideomycetes; Pleosporales; Pleosporaceae. Bases 1 to 1227 code for a protein of 408 amino acids. The record is from RefSeq and is a predicted model, not a curated record. The transcript is spliced from 3 exons.